This is a messenger RNA of Racocetra persica, 420 nucleotides long. The record is from the annotation of a GenBank genome assembly. NCBI's taxonomy places the organism in Eukaryota, Fungi, Glomeromycota, Glomeromycetes, Diversisporales, Gigasporaceae.
AUGCAUAAAGACAAAGCUGGCUCGAAUAAAGCAGAUAGGGCAGAAGAAUCAGCUUUGAAAUCAAACCAAAAGAGAGCUAAUCUUGGCGAUGUUAAUUUAAACAAAAUAUCAUCCAUGGCCCAAUCUAAGUUAGCAAAAGUUUUAUCUGUAGUCCAAGGAUCUAAAUCGACCAAAGAUAAAGACAAGCAGAAAGAUAUGUCCAGAGAUCUUAGAAAGCUUGUCAUAUUUGACGAGCUUUCUAAUAAAAAACUUGCAGAGAUUGCUCUAGAAGAAGAAAAAGAAGCUGCUACGGCAAAAAAUAAAAAAAGAAACUUAAAAGCUGAUGUCACUGAUGAAGAAAUUAUCGAAGAUGAUGAUGACUAUAAUAAUUUUACAGAAUUUGAUUCAAUUAUUAGCAAUAAUCCAUUACCAAAGGAUUAA